Molecule: messenger RNA, 483 nt
Organism: Thlaspi arvense
Lineage: Eukaryota; Viridiplantae; Streptophyta; Magnoliopsida; Brassicales; Brassicaceae
Source: the annotation of a GenBank genome assembly
AUGGCGAUUGUAGCCACUCUACCAGGUCUCAACCUCUUCUCCUCUCUCCCUCCGAACGACCCUAACCCCUCCUCAAACCCUCCUCCUCAACCCCCCAUUCCAAUACCUAAAUACCCACCACCUCUCAAAUGCCGAAAACACUCUCCACAACCGCCAAAACCCCAAGCUAACCCCGCUUUAAAGACCUUCCACAACCGUUCCAAGUACUACUGGCGGGUCAAGGACGGAGUCAUCACAUCGGAUGGCGACCGCUCCGUCGUCGUAGGUGAAUCCGGUGUGUCCUAUCUCCUCCCCGGCGCGCCCUUCGAGUUCCAGUUCAGCUACUCCGAGACCCCCAAGGCCAAGCCCCUAGCGAUUCGCGAGCCAGCUUUCUUACCAUUCGCGCCGCCUACUAUGCCCCGGCCAUGGACGGGGAAGGCGCCACUGAAGACCUCGAAGAAGAAAAAGAACAUUCCACUUUUUGAGUCGCCCCUCAGGGCAUGA